Messenger RNA from Cyphellophora attinorum, 360 nucleotides. RefSeq names its product Assembly factor CBP4. NCBI's taxonomy places the organism in Eukaryota, Fungi, Ascomycota, Eurotiomycetes, Chaetothyriales, Cyphellophoraceae. Gene Ontology annotation, biological process: mitochondrial respiratory chain complex III assembly. The coding region runs from base 1 to 360 and encodes 119 amino acids. The transcript has a single exon. The record is from RefSeq and is a predicted model, not a curated record. Gene Ontology annotation, cellular component: mitochondrial membrane.
AUGUCGCGCGCCUCUCGUGGUGGCAUGUACUUUAAGCUCGCUGCCGUCUUCACCGUUGUGUCUGUCGGCGGGCCUCUGGGCAUGUACUACCUCACACCUGAUCCCGACGCACUUUUCCAGCGCUUCAGUCCCGAACUUCAGAAACGGAACCUUGAGAACCGCGAUCGACGGAUGGCGGAGUACGAGGAUUUCAGGACCAAGAUGAUCGAGUACAGUAAGAGCGACAAGCCGAUCUGGGUGGCUGCAGAGGAAGCACGAGAGAAAGCACGAGCAGACAUUGUGGCAAGAACGAGGCAGGAGCAGAGGGAUAGGGCGGAGCAGCAGGAGGCUAUGAAGAAGGAGAUGGCUGCUGGGCGGUGA